Medicago truncatula (barrel medic) is the source of this 934-nucleotide messenger RNA. RefSeq lists its product as uncharacterized. NCBI's taxonomy places the organism in Eukaryota, Viridiplantae, Streptophyta, Magnoliopsida, Fabales, Fabaceae. The record is from RefSeq and is a predicted model, not a curated record. The coding region runs from base 32 to 658 and encodes 208 amino acids. The transcript is spliced from 4 exons.
UGUGGUUCCUUCCUUCCUUCCGUUUUGCAGAAUGUCGACAAAUUUCGAUACCCCCUUGUUCGGUGUCAGCCGACCUGCUCCAGAAAGCUGCGAUGAAAGAGGGAAGUGGGUGAAAUGUGAACCAAAACCAAAACCGAAAUCGAAAAAAUAUGAAUGGGAAUCGAAACGCGUCGAAGAUCUUGAUAUGAGUGACUUCUCUAUGUUUGACGAUGACAUUGAGCCUUUUAUGUUUAUAUGCGCGCGCUUUAUUUACAAGAAUAAGGCCCAGAUUCAAAAAGAUAAGGAGAUUGAAGUAGCCAUGGCUGAGUAUCGUGAGUGCUCUCGCAACCUAAGUGUGUUCGAUGCUAUCCCCGUUCCAAAAAUCUCAGGAAAAUGUGGGGGUGUCGGUCCCCUUCCUAUGACCGAUGAUCGUCGCCUUUUUCUCACUCCCGCCUGCCACCUUGCCUUAGACAAUUACAAUGCUGAGAAUCAGGGUCCAAAUUUCGUUUUUGUUGACGUUGUCAAGACAACCUAUAGACCCGGUGGUUUCUAUUACAUUACCUUUCAAGCACAAGAAGAAAUUCCCAACAGCCCUGUUAUAGCUUUUCAGGCCGAAGUCAGGAUUUGGAGGACUGACCCACCUAUCAUCAUCAAGUCGUGUGCCAUUAAAACUACUUAACACACUCACCAUGGAAAUUAUGUCCAAUGCAUCCACCUGCUGUGAAUUUACCUUCCAUGAAUCUGAUUUUGGUUAUGUACAAACCCAAGCAAGCCCGGACAAACUUCUGGGUGUAGUGAAUUAAAUGUGGUGUUUAUGUAGAUAGUAUAUUUGCUAGAAAAUUUGGGAUUUUAACGUCGCAUGUCAUGUUAUUUCACACCAACGAAUGUCACUAACACUAAUGUUUGUCAUUUAUCUUUAUAAUCGGAUGACAUUUCCCAACGCUUGAUAUGAAUA